AUGUACCCCAAACCCAACAUCUCAGUGAGCCCCAGUACCAUUGUUGGCCUGGGGGCAGAUGUGACCAUCCAGUGUCAGGGUGGGUACCAGAACAUGAUGUUCCUUCUGCACAGAGUUGGAAACUCAUCCUCGGUACAAGAUGCAGAGCCUUCUGGGAAAGUGGCUGAGUUUCAUAUCAAUAAGGUGACACGAAGAGACAGAGGAAACUACAGCUGCCAGUAUCGCAAUAGAUCAGCACCAUUCAUCCCAUCGCAUCCCAGUGACCCUGUGCAACUGGUGGUGAGAGAACCAACAGCAGCACCAGUUUUGACCACAAUUGUUGUCAUCACGGUGGUGUGCCUGGUUGUCCUCCUUCUACUUGUUGCCUUCACCUGCUACAGAAAAGCCCAAGGAAGGAAAAAUCAGGCACUAACAUGGAGAAGUGAGUUGAUGCCUCCUGCCACACAGGACCACAUCUACUCCUUGGGCAGUGACAGGAACUGGAUGGAUUCCCCAAAGCCUGAGAGUCCCAGCGCCAAUGGAAUCAUAUACAACAAAAUGAACAGCAAAGUGUUCAAUGCCCAGCGGAGGAUCCCACCUUCCAGCCAGUCUGUCAUAUACACUGCAGUCAGGGUAAUACAGGAGGCUCACAGGGAGAGCUCCUCUGCACAAUAACCCACAAGUACCCCUGCACAGUAACCCCAGAAUGCCUCUGUUCUCUCAAAGUGCGAGCUUGUCCAGGACUAUAAUAAAGGGGUCACCAUGGGUUUAUGUGGGUUACUGUCCUUCCUGCUCCAUCUGUGGAAGGAGCUCCCCACUCAUGUGUGACCCAGGUGAAUAAAGCAGCAUGCUCUCUCCUGCCAGCCUGACUGGAGACUGUUAUUUUUACUGAGCAGUGUGGCCCCUUCACAAAGGCAGUGGCAAGGAUGAGGUGAGACAUGUUGGAGCUCCCCUGUGUCAACCAGCCCCACCUGGAAGGAUCAGGGAUGGUCACAGAUGGACAGGAAAGAGGACAAAUGGGAGUCCAACGGCAGAGCUGGCUCCAUUUCUUCUGAUGUGUGGAGCCAGCAACAUGUGGGAGACUGCCCUGGCAUCAGGCAGGAGGGGAGAGUAAAGCUUUUUGGGCCAAAGCCAUCCUUUCCAGGCUGGGAUGGAUAAGUAAGCUGCUCACACACAAAGCCAGGACUUUCCUGGCACAGCCAGAGAGCUGAGUCCAAAGGAUGUGGGCUGUGCCAGGUAUCUCUAUAUUUCCAGGUCCCAGUCGCUAUUGAACUGGGCCCUUUUGAGGGUCUGUUUACACCACGGCAGCAGAGAGCUUGGUUUUACCACAGAGGCAAUAUACCCUAACUGCUUGCUUCUGCUUUGCCCACAUCCACCCUGAAAAUGAGACAGUGUGGACAUCCUGGGACCUUCCCAUGCAGCUUCCCUUGAGCAUACUGAAAGCCCAGGGUUAAGGCUGGCACUGUGAUUUGUGUUUUGUAAUAUUUCUACAACAAAGAUGCAUGCUUCAAUUUCCCUGACUUCAAUGGUAUGUUGUUAUAGAAUGGGGAAGAAUGGGUUAACGUUUGAUGGACUACUGGGAAUGAAGGUGGGUCUCUGCACAUAACUGUUACAGCUGCUCAGAGUGGACUGGUAUGCUGCAUGAAGACACAUGGGAGUCCCACUGAAUUCAGGCCCCAGCACCUGGAGGUACCCUGCCACCUGUGGCACCUGAGAGAGACCCUGGAGAAGCUCCAGGAAGAGAAUAGCUUGAAAAACAGACUUGCAGAUACCCAAGGGAGGACACAGACCAGGUCUCUAGCAAAGGCAGCCUGACCUCUGACUGAUUUGAAAUCUGCUUUAAGAUUUGACCUAGAGCUUCUGACGUAAGGACUCUGUCUCCUUAGUUGCAAUAAAUGUUAUCUUUGUUAGGAAGGGCUGCCUGUCUCACUGCACGUGACUUUUAAGAGUCUUCUUUCCCCUUAAAAAGGUAAAAUCCUUCCCCAGAUGUUGAGUCAGCUCAUAAAGUGGGAGAGAAGAGGGCUCUGGAGUUAGUCCAACAGGUGCAGGGACUUGAAGGCCACAAUUCCCUUGUAGAGUUACAUAAAAGCCCAGAGCCUCGAGCAGAAACCACCUGGAGAAGCUGAACCCAGGAGAAGACAUAGUUUUUAUAGGAAUGUCCCA
Alligator mississippiensis (American alligator) is the source of this 2142-nucleotide messenger RNA. Its product is annotated as immunoglobulin superfamily member 1-like. The transcript is spliced from 6 exons. NCBI's taxonomy places the organism in Eukaryota, Metazoa, Chordata, Crocodylia, Alligatoridae. The coding region runs from base 1 to 654 and encodes 217 amino acids. The record is from RefSeq and is a predicted model, not a curated record.